CCAGGCUUGGAGCACGCACUCCUGAGAGGCAGGCGUGAGGGCCCCCGGCAUCACCGAGACCCCAGCCGGCAGAGAAGGCUCAUGGCGUCCCCAGCACGCGGGCUCCGCCUCCCAAGAGCCCUCGGGCUCCUCCUGGACGUGUAGGGGUCCCAGUGCGCAGCCACCAUGGCGCACGGGUUCGCGGUGGGCUUUGACGCGCUGGGCCUCGGCGACCUUAGCUCGGGCUCGCUGAGCUCCCUCUCCUCCCGGGGCCACCUGGGCAGCGACUCCGGCUCGGCAACGCGAUACCUGUUGAGGAAGCAGCAGCGGCUGCUAAAUGGGCCCCCUCGCGGAAUCCGAGCCUCGUCGCCCAUGGGCCGCGUCAUCCUCAUCAACUCCCCCAUCGAAGCCAACAGUGAUGAGAGUGACAUCAUCCAUGCCGUCCGGGUGGAGAAGAGUCCGGCAGGGAGAUUGGGUUUCAGCGUGCGUGGAGGCUCUGAGCACGGCCUGGGCAUCUUUGUCAGCAAAGUGGAGGAGGGGAGCAGUGCAGAGCGAGCUGGCCUGUGCGUGGGGGACAAGAUCACGGAGGUGAACGGGCUGAGCCUGGAGAGCACCACCAUGGGCAGCGCUGUGAAGGUGCUGACGGGCAGCAGCCGCCUGCAUAUGAUGGUGCGGCGCAUGGGCCGUGUGCCGGGCAUCAAGUUCUCCAAGGAGAAGACCACGUGGGUGGAUGUGGUGAAUCGACGGCUGGUAGUGGAGAAGUGCAGUUCAACACCAUCCAACAGCGGCUCAGAGGAUGGCGUGCGCCGCAUCGUACAUCUAUACACAACCUCUGACGACUUCUGCCUGGGCUUCAACAUCCGUGGGGGCAAGGAGUUUGGCCUGGGCAUCUACGUGUCCAAAGUGGACCACGGUGGGCUGGCCGAGGAGAAUGGGAUCAAGGUGGGGGACCAGGUUCUGGCGGCCAAUGGUGUCAGGUUUGAUGACAUCAGCCACAGCCAGGCAGUGGAAGUCCUGAAGGGCCAAACACACAUCAUGCUGACCAUCAAGGAGACUGGCCGGUACCCUGCCUACAAGGAGAUGGUUUCUGAAUACUGUUGGCUAGACCGAUUGAGCAAUGGGGUGCUGCAGCAGCUGUCCGCAGGCUCGGAGAGCAGCUCCAGCGUCUCCUCCUGUGCCUCCAGCGCUCCCUACAGCUCCGCGGAGGGCUCGGGCUCCCUGCCCUCCGACCGAAUGGACGUCUGCCUGGGGCCAGAAGAGCCCAGCGGCCGUGGGCCGGGCUGGGGGCGGGCGGACACAGCCAUGCAGACCGAGCCGGACAUGGGGGGGCGCAUGGAGACCUGGUGCAGCGUGAGGCCCACGGUCAUUCUCAGGGACACAGCCAUCCGCUCAGAAGGUCCCCCCUCUGCCCGCCGCCUCGAUUCUGCGCUCUCUGAAUCCCCCAAGACUGCUCUGCUGCUGGCCCUUAGCCGACCCCGGCCCCCCAUCACACGCUCCCAGAGCCACCUGACCUUGUGGGAGGAGAAGAAGAAGCGGAAGAAGGAGAAGUCGGGGUGCCCUGGGGAAAAGGGUGCCCUGCAGCGCUCCAAGACGCUGAUGAACCUCUUCUUCAAGGGAGGGCGGCAGGGCCGAUCAGCAGGGGACGGGCGCAGAGAGGCCUGGACAUUGGACUGCGGGAGCUCGGCAAAAUCCCGCCCUCACUUGGACAUUGAAAAAACAGGGGGAGUGGGGCCUGUGCAGAAGUUUGUCACCUGGAGACUGCGACGUGACCGGGAGAGGGGUCGGGCCCUGCUCUAUGCCAGGUCUGGGAGCCCCUCCAGUCAAUUCCAGCACAAUGUGGAUGAGCGGGUGCAGGCCUGGGAGAGCCGCAGGCCUCUCAUCCAGGACCUGGCCCGGCGGCUGCUGACGGAUGAUGAGGUGUUGGCUGUCACUCGCCACUGUUCUCGGUAUGUGCACGAGGGUGGUGUGGAGGACCUGGUGAGGCCCCUGCUGGCCAUUCUUGACCGGCCGGAGAAGCUGCUGCUGCUGAGGGACAUCAGGAGUGUGGUGGCGCCCACAGACCUGGGCCGCUUCGAUAGCAUGGUGAUGCCGGUGGAGCUGGAGGCUCUGGAGGCCCUCAAGAGCAGAGCAGUCCGGCCUCCAGCUUUGCGGCCAGCCCGGCAGGACACACCACCCAAGCGCCACCUCAUCACCCCUGUGCCUGACAGCCGUGGAGGCUUCUACCUGCUGCCUGUGAAUGGUUUCUCAGAGGAGGAAGAUGAUGGAGAGUUGAGGGAACGACUGGAGGGCCUCAAGGUCUCCCUUGGUACCUCAAGUUCCCACCAUUCCCACAAAGGGAUUCCCCCUCUUCAAGAUGUGCCAGUAGAUGCCUUUGCGCCACGCCGAGGUGCCUGCACACCCCAUCCCCAGCCACCACCAGUUGCUCCAAGGCCCCCACGGCCUAACUGGCUGUUGGCUGAGCCUCUGACCCGAGAGGACUCUGGGCAUAUCCCAAACCAGGGCCCUACUCAGAGCCGCAGCCGGAGCCGCAGCCGCAGCCGGGGUCGAGGCAAGUCUCCUGGACUCAGGCGCUCUCCCUCCCCUGCACCUGUCCCCACUCCCAGCACAGCCAAUGGGCGCUACCACAAGCCUCGGAAAGCCAGGCCCCCUUUGCCAAGACCUCUGGAUGGGCCAGCAGCCAAGGCAGGGGACAGUCAGGAGCAUUCAGAGAAUGGAACUGACAGAACCCCAGCCAAGGAGGCAACCCCAAAGACCCCUAGCGGGGAGUUGAGGACAGUCACCCUGUCCAAGAUGAAGCAGUCGUUGGGCAUCAGUAUUUCUGGGGGCAUUGAAUCUAAGGUGCAGCCCAUGGUGAAGAUAGAAAAGAUCUUCCCUGGGGGUGCUGCCUUCCUCAGUGGGGCUCUUCAGGCUGGCUUUGAGCUUGUGGCUGUGGAUGGAGAGAGCCUGGAGCAGGUGACCCACCAGAGAGCGGUAGACACCAUCCGGCGGGCUUAUCGAAACAAGGCUCGGGAACCGAUGGAGCUAGUGGUCAGGGUCCCUGGGCUCAGCCUACUACCCCUGCCCUCUGAUUCUGCAGCCCUCACUAACCAGCAUCUUCCCACUGCCCCAGCCCCUACCCACUGA
Molecule: messenger RNA, 3102 nt
Organism: Elephantulus edwardii (Cape elephant shrew)
Lineage: Eukaryota; Metazoa; Chordata; Mammalia; Macroscelidea; Macroscelididae
Gene: PDZD7
Product: PDZ domain containing 7
Exons: 16
Coding region: 166-3102 (978 amino acids)
Biological process (GO): auditory receptor cell stereocilium organization; sensory perception of sound
Cellular component (GO): plasma membrane; stereocilium tip; stereocilia ankle link complex
Molecular function (GO): protein binding
Source: RefSeq, a predicted model, not a curated record